This is a messenger RNA of Drosophila serrata, 1491 nucleotides long. Its product is annotated as chymotrypsin-like protease CTRL-1. Gene Ontology annotation, molecular function: serine-type endopeptidase activity. Lineage: Eukaryota; Metazoa; Arthropoda; Insecta; Diptera; Drosophilidae. The record is from RefSeq and is a predicted model, not a curated record. Gene Ontology annotation, biological process: proteolysis.
GUUCUCGUUCACACUGCACCAUCAUCGGAUCGGAUCGGAUUAGUAUGACGAUCGAUUGGCUGACCUUGCUGGCUCUCUUCCUCAGUGCAUCAUCCAACUGGGCGCUGGAAAUACCAAAACACAAUUGCUCGCACUUCACCUACCGACAGCUGCCGAGUGGAGAGUGGAUCGGGAUUUUCCAGGCCCCCAACGCCGGGAUCCUUGAGUUCGACUGGAAGGUCUUAUUUGCUACAAGCGUAGCCAACCAAGAUAGGAUCAGGUUUCUCAAGCACUUUCCCAGCGAAGAAGAAAACCUGGCUAAUAUACAGAGAGGAGGCAGGGCCCAAGUAUUCGCUACUUUGGAGGAAUCUGAGAAUACAUUACCAUCGCUUAAAACACUCAUGCUGAAUAACGUGGUACUGUGUAGCGAAUAUUCUUCUUCCAAAGGCAUUGAUUUUGCCCUGUUGUCUUGGGUAGUCCAGCAGCCCAAGAUCCGGACGGACUUCGAAGAGUGUGGACAGGAGGGCUUCGUGGCGACCCAGCAUGGGGGUGACCUCGUCACAAGGGGCCAAUACCCUUGGCUGGCGGCCCUUCUCGAAGGCAAUUCCUCAAUUACCUACAAGUGUGUGGUCUCUGUCAUCUCCAAGCGAACUGUGAUCACAGCGGCCCACUGCAUCUACGGCAAGCCCGCCAGCCAGCUGUGGGUGUAUUUGGGACGGCACGACCGCAACCAGAUCCUGGAGGACGGGGCCGAACUGGUCGGUGUGUCCAAUGUGCUCACUCCACUCCAGUACAGCGGGAAUCCUGUCCCAGACUCGGACGUGGGCCUGCUGGUGCUGAAGUAUCCGAUAUGGUACACUAAGUACAUUCAGCCCCUCUGCCUGUGGAGCUCUGAUUUAUCCGUGCCAGCGAGAGAAGGGGAGACCGGUUCGGUGGCCGGAUGGGGAUUCGAUAGGUCUGGCCUUAAGACACGCUAUCCCAAGGCGGUAAGUGUGCGGCUGGUGGCGAGGGAUCAGUGUCUCAUUAAGAUGAAGAAGGCCCAGUACUUUAUAACCGAACGGACGGUUUGUGCUGGUAACUCCGAGUCACAGGGUCCUUGUUUUGGCGACUCUGGAGCAGCGUUGAUUGUCCUUCGAAAUAACCGCUGGGUAAUGCGUGGUAUAGUUUCCAUAUCGCCAAGUCGGGGAGAAAACUGUGACCUGAGCAAUUACGUAAUCUACUGUGACGUGUCCCAGCAUCUCGGUUGGAUCGAACAGAACAUUGUCAAGUAAUGAGUAUUGUAAUAAUAACUAAAAUGUCUAACUCAAGGGGCUAAAUAUUUUGUUAAUCGGUUUGGUUCCCAUCGAAAUUGACAUGGGUAAUCCGGAUAGGAAUAUAGAUCGAAAGAAAAAAUCCGAUAUGAUGAAUCGCGCUCAAUAUUCGAUAAUAAAUGGCAAAAACUUAUAAUUCGAAAAUUGAUUUAACAUUAAAAUAUUUAUAUUAGUUAUAUUAUUCAAUUUGUUUUCCUUUUUU